Messenger RNA from Pocillopora damicornis (cauliflower coral), 1927 nucleotides. RefSeq names its product nucleotide sugar transporter SLC35B4. Gene Ontology annotation, molecular function: UDP-xylose transmembrane transporter activity; UDP-N-acetylglucosamine transmembrane transporter activity. NCBI's taxonomy places the organism in Eukaryota, Metazoa, Cnidaria, Anthozoa, Scleractinia, Pocilloporidae. Gene Ontology annotation, cellular component: endoplasmic reticulum membrane; Golgi membrane. The record is from RefSeq and is a predicted model, not a curated record. Gene Ontology annotation, biological process: UDP-N-acetylglucosamine transmembrane transport.
CUCGAAAGCACAGAGAUAACUGAAUUUUCUUCGGUCCUUUCAGAACCAUGCAUCCCGCUAUCGCUAUUUUGCUUGUGUUUGCUGGCUGCUGCUCAAAUGUAAUUUUCCUUGAGCUGCUUGUGAGAGAGGUUCCCAGUUGUGUAAACACCAUUACUUUCUGUCAGUUUCUGUUUAUUGCGGUGGAAGGAUUCAUAUUCACUGCUCAUUUUGGCUUCAAAAAACCUGUUAUUCCCAUCAGCAAUUAUGUGAUGAUGGUGAUAUUUUUCUUCUCAAGCAGUGUUGUAAACAAUUACGCACUUAACUUCAACGUCCCUCUUCCUCUACAUAUGAUCUUCAGAUCAGGGUCUUUAGUGGCCAACUUGGUCUUAGGAAUGAUAAUUCUAAAGAAAAGGUAUAAUCUUUCAAAGUAUUUAUCUGUCCUGAUGAUCACAGUGGGGAUAUGUCUGUGUACAUUAGCCUCAGCGAACAAAUUGGAGUUUAAGUUUUCCUCUGGGGAUCCUUAUACAGACUACAUGUGGUGGUGUGUUGGUAUUGGCCUUCUUGUAAUUGCACUAUUUCUUUCUGCAAGAACAGGAAUCUAUCAGGAACAGAUGUAUGCAGAACAUGGGAAACACCCUAGAGAGGCAUUGUUUUAUGCGCAUGCUUUGCCAUUAGCCGGGUUUCUUCUUUUUUAUGAAGACAUCCUUAGCCAUUUCUCAAUAUUUAACUCUUCUGCUCCUUUGAUUCUACUUGAUUCAAACAUUCAAGUCCCGAAGCUCUGGGCCUAUCUCGCCGGAAACAUCGUCACGCAAUACAUCUGCAUCCGCAGCGUAUAUAUCCUAACGUCAGAGUGCACCUCGUUGACUGUCACCCUGGUUGUUACGCUGCGAAAGUUCACGAGUUUGAUGUUUUCAAUCUUUUACUUCCAAAAUCCCUUCACACUGUAUCAUUGGUGCGGAACGGUGCUGGUAUUUGGUGGCACUUUGAUCUUCGUUGAACUGGCUAAGAAGAUUCGGGAAGCUUUGAUGCCACAGAAGGAGACAAAAGUCGACUGAUUGUCUUUGUGAUGAUACAGAAAGAGGCUUUGCUAUAUUCUGGAAUCAUGCAAUAUGACAAUGAUUUGUGCUGUAGUAUAGUGAGGUCCGGCGGAGAUCCAUAGUAGAUACUCUAUGUUCUCCAGUAGGGGCAAAGAUGGCCUAAUCUAAGCGACUGGUCAUUAUUUGUUGCUGGGGAGACGGGUCUGUCGUCGCCAACAGGCCGGUAUAAGACUAAGAAAUUAUUUUCCUCCACUGUUUUAUCGGACUCAAAAUUACUUUCAUCUUUCUUAUUCUUUAUAAUUUUAUCUUUCUUAUGCCAAGGCGUUAAUGCUUGUAAUCCUGUUAACAAAGGGUCUUAAUGGCGUUAACCGUUAGCCGUACAACGGCGAAAUAAAAUUAGUCGUGAGGCGUAAAAAUUGACAAAUUUGGACACGUAAGUCGUAAAAGAAGUUAACCAUAAAAAGUUUUCCGGUAGCCGCAACAGAAAGAAAUUAAAUUUUAAAGUCAUCAUCACAUUGAGACCCCCCGACUUAACAGGGCACAUCAACUUGGCGUGAUAUUUUUUCUUGUUUUGUUUUGUUUUUCACAUAAGAUACAUGCGAUAUCUGUUAGCAUACUGUACAGAGAACUUAUCUCAACGUUAGAGUUAGAAGUUAAAGGAGAAAGCUUGUGGUCACUAAUAUAUUUGUAGAUAUUCUUCUACACAAAAAGUCAGGCAUACUGUCCAAAUUUUAGGUUUAUCAUGUAUGCCCUUAGGGUUUCCAUCUGAAAUAUUUUUAUGACUGUUGGAUAUUUUUAACUUUUGCGACAAAUUGUGUUGUUAGCUACGAUAAAACAAGGAAACCUUCAGAAAAAGAAAUAUUGAUAUACAAUGAUCUGAAUAAACUAAGCAAAAUUGCAGCGUCAAGGAA